AUGGACUCCUCUCUGUAUCGCGAUCUGAAUCCAGAAUUGAAGGAGGUCCGCCUAUUCCAGUUUAAACCUGCUGCAUCCUACGAGGAUGAGCUCGUGGGUAACCUCACCACCGUGUCACUCUUGGACAAUCCGCAAAUUCAAACCCUGUCGUACAUCUGUGGCCGUGUGGACAAGCUCAAGGGCAUGAGAUUAAGUCACCCUGACACUCUGGGUGGACCAACUGUGUAUUCAUCAGGCGAAUCUCGAGGAGCGCUCCCAGGAGUGCGGCAUACGUCUGACAUAUACGACGUGGCUCUUGGAGUGCUCGUGUAUAUCGACUCCGGAAGUGACACCUUCCCGGAAGAACACAAGCACGUCUUGAACGUGGUCGAAACAAUCAGCACCCUUGGUCGGCCGCACAGAGACGAACACUCCAGCGGAUCCAUGGAUCUAAAGGGAACAUGGAGUGCUCUCCUGAGGUUCUGCAAGAAUAGCUACUGGUUCCGCAUGUGGACGACACAAGAACUGAACCUGGCACAGAAGGCCACAUUUUACUAUGACCAACACGUGAUACCUAGUGAAAUUGUCGAUGCAUUCUAUGUCUGGUACACAAAUCAUAUGAAGUAUGGUAUGUGCUGUCGAGGGGACGAUCACAGCACCCUCCUUGAUUCCACCAUUGACAUUGCGAAGCGAGCGUUCGCUACGACGAGGGAGAAUCAGACGGCCAAGCGGGAAGGGAACGUCCUCAGUUUGCUUGAUCUGCUAGCCAGCGUGCGCCACAGACUCACAACCGUCCUUCAUGACAAAGUAUCUGCCCUAGCCGGUCUGGCGGCGAUACCUCACGGUGUCCUGGACUACAAAGCCACGGCAGAGGUCGCGUUCGAACGGAUCGUAGCGCACCUCAUCGAAUCAACGGGCACUCCCGAUGUUUUCAACCACCUCAGUACCAACGUAGACCGACUUUUGGAAGCGUGUCAUCUGCGCAAUCAUCUACCAGAAACGAACGCAAUGACUACGACUGUCUGCCGGAGCUGGCACCCUGGAGUCCAGACUGGUCAAUUGCCUCGGGAACCGUGGCCGCUUCGGACAAACACAACGAGCCCUAAGCUUCUUGUGCCGGGCGUCCGCUGUGGCGUCAUAGCACAAGUCGGCGAAUGUGACGAACGGCCCCUAAUCUUCCACGCCAACCUGAUAGAGGCCUUGGGCAAAUCGGCAGGUGUCGAUAUCGACGCCCCACGGCUUUCCAAUGGCGAUCUCACCAGUGCCAAGCUUCGUUUCAUUGUGGCCUUGGCUGGCGGCAUCGGUGUCACGUCGGAUGGUGCAUUCUUUCUGAUGAAGAGCCGCGAAGACUACCUUCGCAACAAGUAUCUGUUCACGUACUGGUGGCAGUUAGAAAUGCGGGAGGCAGGGGAGUUUACUGUAUACUGUCCACGGGAUCUUGUUGACAUCGUCAAGUAUUACGAUGAAAAGUACAUGGAGAGUUUUGCCGCACGGUACGAGUAUCUAGUUCGACGGAGUUGCAUCCUUCAACGUUUUGUCGUCCUGGAGGACGGGAAAUUCGGCUUCGCUCCUCCUAUUGCGCUGGUCGGGGAUCUGGUCUGUGUUCUGGCGGGAGGCCGGACACCUUUCGUCCUGGGCUCUGGGAAACGAGUGUGGACGUCGCGGGCGAGGCGUUUCAAGCCAUGUACCAGCGUGCAGAGGAGCGAACCGACACCCGCAGAAGACGGUUGUUUUCAGCUAGUCGGUGAUGCGUACGUUGAAGGCUUGAUGGAUAGUUCCAUGUUGACGGAUGCGACGAAGAUGGAAGACUUCGUCUUGGUGUGA
Messenger RNA from Fonsecaea erecta, 1803 nucleotides. RefSeq lists its product as hypothetical. The record is from RefSeq and is a predicted model, not a curated record. The transcript has 3 exons. Bases 1 to 1803 code for a protein of 600 amino acids. NCBI's taxonomy places the organism in Eukaryota, Fungi, Ascomycota, Eurotiomycetes, Chaetothyriales, Herpotrichiellaceae.